AUGCAGUCCGCCGCUUUCACUCUCUCCCCUUCUCUCCCUCUCCGAAAUCUCAACCACACUUUCACUCGCUCCUCCACCAACCUCCGUCUCUCCGCCAAAUUAAACGGCGGCGCCUAUCCCAAUCCCAAUGGCGUCUCUUCUUCUUCUUCCUCAUUCACUCGUAAAUCAUGGUCUCUUUCUUCUCCUUCCUCUUCUUUCAAAUUCCGACCUCUUCCUCUCCUUUCCACUCCCGAUCUUUCUCCUCCUAAAGCCACUUCCGAAAGCGCCGGUGAAUCUGCUGACUCUAAUUCUUUGCUCAAAACUCUUCAACUUGGAUCCUUGUUCGGAUUGUGGUACCUCUUCAACAUCUACUUCAAUAUCUAUAAUAAACAGGUGUUGAAGGCAUGUCAUUUUCCUGUAACGGUUACUGUAGUUCAGUUUGCUGUUGGGACUGUUCUUGUAUCAGUUAUGUGGGCUCUUAAUCUCUACAAGAGGCCUAAAAUCAAUGGCGCUAUGCUUGCAGCUAUAUUUCCACUUGCUAUUGUGCAUACUUUGGGGAACCUUUUCACCAAUAUGAGUCUUGGAAAGGUGGCUGUGUCUUUUACUCACACUAUUAAAGCUAUGGAGCCUUUCUUUUCUGUUAUCCUUUCUGCCAUGUUUCUUGGAGAGAGGCCUACACCAUGGGUGAUUGGUUCCCUUGUGCCUAUUGUUGGUGGAGUUGCUCUGGCUUCUGUUACUGAGGCCUCUUUCAAUUGGGCUGGGUUUUGGAGUGCAAUGGCUUCCAAUGUGACAAACCAAUCACGUAAUGUUCUUAGCAAAAAGGUCAUGGUUAAACAAGAGGAAUCCUUGGACAACAUAACUCUCUUCUCUAUAAUAACAAUAAUGUCCUUCUUCUUGUUAGCACCAGCAGCUAUCUUUAUGGAGGGUGUCAAAUUCACCCCUGCUUAUCUGCAAUCUGCUGGAUUAAAUGUUAGACAAGUGUACACCAGAUCUCUUCUUGCUGCACUCUGUUUCCAUGCAUAUCAACAAGUUUCUUACAUGAUAUUGCAGAGGGUAUCACCUGUUACUCAUUCCGUCGGCAAUUGUGUGAAGCGUGUUGUGGUUAUUGUGAGCUCUGUGAUCAUCUUCAAAACACCUGUCUCUCCUGUGAAUGCUUUAGGUACUGCUGUUGGUCUUGCUGGUGUUUUCCUCUACUCAAGGGUGAAGCGAAUUAAGUCAAAGCCAAAGGCAGUUUAA
Molecule: messenger RNA, 1215 nt
Organism: Lathyrus sativus (Indian pea)
Lineage: Eukaryota; Viridiplantae; Streptophyta; Magnoliopsida; Fabales; Fabaceae
Source: the annotation of a GenBank genome assembly